AUGGGCUUGCGUGGCGCCGCCCUCCUCACCUCCGCCGCCGGGUUCAUCGCCUUCGCCUGGAGUCUCAAGGAACACGAACGAGAAAAUGUCUUUGAUGACGGCGCCGGCAGUAUCAGCGCCAUCGUCCUGGGAACGACUGCAUACGCCUGUCUCUGGUCUCUAGUCCUCCUGACAGUCCGUCUUCUCAUGACAGGAUGGAUUCACCCAGGCGUAUACAUCGCGUUCGAUAUGAUUGCAUUCCUGGCCAACACCAUCGGCGCGAGCAUGAGCCUUGCGGUCCUGGCGCCGGUCAUGAGCGGAGAAUAUAACUGCCGUCGACGAGGGUGUCGGGGGGAUCUGCUCAUGCGGGUUGAGGUAUUUGGGUUCGUGGUUGUUUAUAUCAAUGUGGUGGUUUAUCUGAUCUUGACGGCUUGGGCUUGCUGGGCUUGUCACUGCGAGCGGAGGAAGGCUGUUAAGUAA
Messenger RNA from Aspergillus clavatus NRRL 1, 459 nucleotides. RefSeq lists its product as uncharacterized. The transcript has 3 exons. Lineage: Eukaryota; Fungi; Ascomycota; Eurotiomycetes; Eurotiales; Aspergillaceae. Bases 1 to 459 code for a protein of 152 amino acids. The record is from RefSeq and is a predicted model, not a curated record.